UUUCAAACUACUAAAACUCUAGAGGCCUAUUCUAGUGAAAGAGCUCAACUAAUCAUAAGAGUCACGACUCUUCAUAGCCUUGCCCUGACUGCUAAAGAUCUGAUUCGAAAUCCAAAGUCAAAUCGUGGUCAAGAAUGGAAUAAUCCAGCCAAAGAAAGAAAGACUCUAACGAAUGAACAAAGCCAAGAAACAAGAAGAAAAGACUAA
Messenger RNA from Dentiscutata erythropus, 207 nucleotides. NCBI's taxonomy places the organism in Eukaryota, Fungi, Glomeromycota, Glomeromycetes, Diversisporales, Gigasporaceae. The record is from the annotation of a GenBank genome assembly.